Suillus fuscotomentosus is the source of this 4230-nucleotide messenger RNA. RefSeq names its product DNA polymerase theta/eta. Gene Ontology annotation, molecular function: ATP binding; nucleic acid binding. The coding region runs from base 1 to 4230 and encodes 1409 amino acids. NCBI's taxonomy places the organism in Eukaryota, Fungi, Basidiomycota, Agaricomycetes, Boletales, Suillaceae. The transcript is spliced from 14 exons. Gene Ontology annotation, cellular component: nucleus. The record is from RefSeq and is a predicted model, not a curated record.
AUGCCCACAGUCGGUCGUACAUGUGUACCCUCAGUGGUGGAGACAUUGGAUCCUUCAGUGGAAGGAGACGAUGAGCGCGGACCCGUGCUUGAGAGCGUUGUGGCACAUACAAUACGGAGGAUGGAGCAAACGGGGGGGUACGUCCGCCUGGUUGGUCUCUCAGCUACACUUCCAAACUACCAAGAUGUUGCGACAUUCCUCCACGUGGACGAAUCGAAAGGCCUAUUCCAUUUUUAUGCCUUGUACCGUCCAUGUGCGCUUCAGCAACAAUUCAUUGGUGUCACAGAGAAGAAGGCUAUCAAGCGUUUCCAGGUCAUGAAUGAGGUUUGCUACGAGAAGGUACUUGACCAAGCAGGCAAAAAUCAGACCCUUGUAUUCGUGCACUCUCGCAAGGAGACCGCCAAGACCGCCAAGUUCAUCCAUGACAUGGCCAUGGAGAAAGAGACGAUAACGCAGUUCGUUCGUCCUGACUCAGCGACGCGUGAGAUCCUCACGGAGGAAGCAGGCAAUGUCAAAGAUAGCAAUCUGCGCGACCUCUUACCGUUUGGGUUCGCUAUUCACCACGCCGGUAUGACUAGAGAAGACAGGAAUCUUGUUGAGGAGCUUUUUGCAGAUGGUGCAGUCCAGGUUCUUGUCUGCACGGCAACACUUGUAUGGGGUGUGAACCUCCCGGCACACACCGUCAUCAUCAAGGGCAUGCAGAUAUAUAACCCGGAGAAGGGCCGCUGGGUUGAGCUCUCUUCCCAGGAUGUGUUGCAGAUGCUUGGUCGUGCUGGUCGUCCGCAAUAUGAUAUGUAUGGCGAGGGCAUCAUCAUCACGAACCACGCUGAGCUGCAGUACUACCUCAGCUUGCUGAACCAGCAACUGCCGAUCAAGUCUCAGUUCGUGUCGAAGCUGGAGGAUAACUUGACUGUAGAGAUUGUUCUUGGAACAGUUCGCAACCGUGAUGAGGCCACCCAGCAGUUGGGGUACACUUAUUUUUAUGUCCGCAUGCUGAAGUCCCCAGGACUGUAUUAUGAUGUUGGCGUGGAUUAUCAGGAGGACGACAAUGGUCUUAUCCAGAAGCGUGCUGAUAUUGCCUAUUCUGACGCCAUUCUGCUGGAGAAAUGUCAUCUCAUCAAGUACGAACGUGCAUCUGGUCAUUUCCAGAGCACCGACUCGGAGCUUGGUCGUAUUGCGUCUCACUACUAUGUUACAUACAAUUUGAUGGCUACGUACAACCAGCAUCUUAGGCCAACCAUGUCAACACUGGAACUCUUCCGGGUGUUUGCGCUCUCGAAUGAGUUCAAACUUCUGCCGGUGUGUCAAGAGGAGAAUCUUGAGCUUGGUAAGUUGUUAGAACGUGUACCUAUUCCUGUGAAGGAAGGCAUUGAUGAACCUGCAGCAAAGAUCAAUGUCCUUCUGCAAGCAUAUAUAUCGCAACUUAAACUUGAUGUAUGUGUUGUUUCAAGUCAGUUUACCCAAGCUCACACAUGUUACAGUAUUCUUCGUGCUAUGUUUGAGAUCUGCCUGAAGCGAGGGUGGGCAGUGCCAGCGCGUGUAUGUCUUGACCUAUGUAAGAUGGUCGAACGACAAAUGUGGGGCUCCAUGACACCGCUUCGCCAAUUCAAGGGUGUUCCACAGGAGGUCAUCCGAAAAGCAGAGGUCAAACAAUUUCCAUGGUAUCGUUACUUUGAUCUCGACCCUCCUGAAAUUGGUGAGCUUAUCAGCAUUCCAAACGCCGGAAGGCUCGUGCAUCAAUUGGUGCACAGCUUCCCCAAGCUGCAGCUGCAAGCGCAAGUGCAACCUAUCACCCGCUCCCUUCUUCAUAUCGACUUGUCUAUUGCUCCUGACUUCCGAUGGGAUGAGAAGACCCACGGAACAGCUGAAAUGUUCCUCAUCAUGGUUGAAGACGUCGAUAGAGAAAUUGUUCUUUUUAACGACUCAUUCGUCUUGCGCCAGCGCUAUGCAGAGGAUGAACAUAAUGUCACCACCACAGUUCUGAUGUUUGAGCCCGUUCCCCUGAACUACUACAUAUCUGUUGUAUCCGACCAAUGGUUACAUGCCGAGACCAGACUACCCAUCUCCUUCAAACACUUGAUUCUCCCAGAAAAGUUCCCACCUCCCACUCCUCUUCUCGAACUCCAGCCACUCCCGCUGUCUGCCCUACACAACAAGGACUUCGAGAGCAUCUACUCAUCCACUAUUCAAACAUUCAACAAGAUCCAGACACAGGUUUUCCAGGCUCUCUACACAUCUGAUGAGAAUGUCUUUAUUGGCGCGCCUACUGGAAGCGGCAAGACUAUCUGUGCUGAAUUUGCUCUGCUCCGCCUUUGGAGCAAACACGAGCAACCCAGGGCGGUCUGUAUUCAGCCCUACCAGGAGAGGUCGACCAACGUGUUGCAGAGUGGCUGGGAUAUCCUGUCUCGAAGAUGGCGACAGCGCAAGAAUGUGCAGAACUUCGGCCUAUUGAUUGCUGAUGAAAUCCAGCUUGUAGGUGGAGAAGUCGGUCCGACAUACGAAGUGGUGAUAUCUAGGACCCGCUACGUCGCUGCGCAGACGGAGGUUAAGACUCGUAUCAUUGGCUGUGGUGUCUCGCUCGCUAAUGCUAGAGAUCUCGGUGAAUGGAUGGGUGCACCAUCGCAUGCAAUUUUCAACUUCUCGCCUAGCUCGAGGCCGCUGGAUAUGGAUAUACAUCUCCAAAGCUUUACUAUCCCUUGUUUCCCUUCACUGAUGAUUGCCAUGUCUAAGCCUGCCUAUCUCUCUAUCGUUGAGCAUUCACCCACCAAACCUGUCAUCAUAUUUGUUCCAUCAGGACGCCAGUGCCGGCUGACGGUUGAUGACUUGUUGAUCCAUUGCGGAGCAGAUAGCGACCCCGAUCGCUUUUUGAAUAUUGAAGAAGCUGACUUGCAGCCUCACCUCGACCACAUCAGCGACAAAGGUCUUGUCGAAUGCCUGAAACAUGAGGUUGGGUAUCAUCACGAGGCACUCGAUAAGCAAGACAAGUGCAUUGUCGAACACUUAUUCCAGUCUGCAGCAGUCCAGGUUUUGGUGGCAUCUAAGGACACUGCAUGGAGUCUACCUGUUGCAAGCUAUAUGGUGAUCAUAAUGGGCGUGCAAUACUACGAGGGCAAAGAACAUCGAUAUGUCGACUACCCAGUCAUGGAUGUCCUACAAAUGAUAGGUCGUGCCUGCAGGCCAAUGGAAGAUGAUCGCAGCCGAUGUGUCCUCAUGUGCCAGCAGACGCGCAAGGAUUUUUACAAGAAGUUCCUUGCAGAGGGUCUGCCCAUCGAGUCCCACCUGCCUACCCACCUAUUGCACGACUAUUUCCUUGCCGAGAUCACUCAUUUGUCAGAUCACCUGUCGGAACUCGUGGAGAACACCUUGCAAGACUUGGUUAACUCAAAGUGCAUUUCGAUAGAAGAUGAAAUGAACGUUUCAGCACUGAACCUCAGGAUGAUAGCGGCAUACUAUAGCAUCUCAUACGUCACUGUGGAGGUGUACACCCUGUCGCUGAAGAAACGGACGAAACUCAAAGGUCUUCUGGAGGUUGUUGCCUCUUCCGCAGAGUUUGAGUCAAUUCCUAUCAGGCAUCACGAAGACACCAUACUCCGCCGCAUCUACGACCGUGUUCCUGUCAAGCUCGAUCGUGCAGACUUCGAGGCACCUCACUUCAAGACCUUCCUUCUACUUCAGGCUCAUUUCUCUCAUAUCCAGCUGCCACCAGACUUGGCAGUGGACCAAGUUUUAACCAUCAAACGUUGCAAGGAUGCCGAUGAUAAACGCACCGAACUUUUGCAAAUGGAUGGUCGUCAAAUGCGUGAUGUAGCGACAUUUGUCAACUCUUACCCGACCCUUGACGUGUCCUUCAAGCUCAAGAAGGGAGAAUAUACUGCUGGCGCACCCAUCACCAUGCAGGUUUCUCUUGCCCGUGAUGUAGAUGAUGAGGAUUCCGAUGACCAAACUCUUGUCGCACCUUUCUACCCGGCGAAAAAGAUAGCAAAGUGGUGGCUCGUAGUUGGGGAGCCGAGCACAAAACAACUGCUAUCAAUCAAGCGCGUCACUGUCACCAAGAAUCUCUCGGUGAAAUUGGAGCUCACACUACCGAAAGGCGAGCACGCCCUAAAACUCUAUGUCAUCUGCGAUGUGUACGUUGGUGCAGAUCAUGAUCUAAGUUUGGAACCUAUUGAUGUUGCGGAGGGCGAGGACAGCGACAGCAAUGAUGAGAGCGGAGAUGAGAUGGAGGAGUAG